This is a messenger RNA of Porites lobata, 615 nucleotides long. The record is from the annotation of a GenBank genome assembly. NCBI's taxonomy places the organism in Eukaryota, Metazoa, Cnidaria, Anthozoa, Scleractinia, Poritidae.
AUGGCUGGCGUUUGUAGCAGAUUUGCUUUUGCGACCGCAACAACUAUAGAGGAGCUGAAAAACUGCUCCAAAAACGAAAACACUGCAAAAAGCACCGAUUUUUGGCUCUCUGUCUGGAAGAAGUAGUGCUUAGAGAAGAAAAUUACAGAUGAAAUAGAAUAUUAUGAGCCGGCUGAGCUUAACACUUUGCUCGAGCAUUUCUACGCCGAAUUAAAAAAUAAACAAGGUGAAGAUCAUGAACCAGAAAGCCUCAAAGUAAUGAUGGCAUCGCUUGACAGACACUUAAAGAACAAAGGCUACACCUUGUCCAUUGUACGUGACCGAGAAUUUAGUUCGUCCAAACAGGUGUUGGAAGGCAAAGCGAAACAGCUUCGCUUGGCUGGCCGUGGUAAGCGCCCAAACAAAGCUCGACAAGUAACAGACGAGGAAGAAGAAAUUCUCUGGAAGAGCGGAAAACUCGGAGGUAAUAACCCAGAAUCUUUAAUUCAAACAAUGUGGUGGCUCCUUACCCAACACUUUGGUCUUCGUGGAAGGCAAGAACACCACGGAAUGAGACUGGAGGAUUUCAGAAUCAUGAACGGUGACGACGGCGUCGAAUUUGUUGAGUUUGCAGAA